AUGACUUUGGGUUCCGAAACGAAAACUGAUGUCGAAGUGCCGAUCAUCAAUGGGAAGCACGAAAUUCCUCAAGAGGAAAACGACUCAGGUCACUCGUCGAUAAACACUCCAGACUCAUCAGAACCAGAUAAGCAAGUCGACAAGUUCGUGAAGAUCACUAUUCAACCAUCUUGUGGAGACGCUUUCGAGCUACAUCUCAGCGACAAUGAGUUGGUUCAAGAACUAUACCAGACGCUGCUAGACCGUGAAGCUACUUGUCAUAGAACUUGUUUCUCCUUGUAUUUGAACGGAACAGCCGUAGACAACUACUCUGAAGUCCGUGCUAUUCCGGGAUUCGUUGAUGGGUGCACCUUGAACGUGGUCGAUGAGCCAUACACCAUUCGUGAUGCUCGUCUCCACCUCCGCCAAGUCCGUGAAUUACUCAAAUUUGGACUUACUGAAGAUCAGCACGAGCCCCCGUGUACCAAUGAUGCUCAAUCAUAUUUGACAACAAUCAAUUUGCAACCAGAAGAAAAGAAAGAACCAAAACCUUCCGAUAUUCUUCCACCAGAUCAUGCUCUUCCAGGAUGCAAAGAACGCUCCCUUGCUCAUCUGCUUGUUCCACAACCAAAAGAGCUCAUUGCCCUUAAAGAUAUCGCAUUCUCUCCGUACAACCCUCCACCAGGACCUCGAAAGCUCAGAGGAGAUGUCUUGUACAUCGACAUCACAACAGUUGAAAAUCGCAUCUACCAUGUCACCUGUUGCACUAGAGGUUUUUAUGUGAACAACUCACAAGAUGGACGGUUCGAUCCGACAGUAUCGAAUUCCAAUAAGACUGUCUACCAAAGCGUCAUUGAACUACUUCAAAAUGUCAGUCCAGGAUUCAAGAAAGUAUAUCCUCAAAUUUUGAAGCGGCGUCAAGAAAAGACACUCGUUGAGCGACUUCCAACCAGUUACCCAGUUUCUUCAUGGGUUGGAAAUCCAUUGAAAACUGAUGGGUACAUGAGUGACUCAUUGAGAGCCAUUGAAUUGACAGAGCCGUUCCGGGUUGGAUUUGAAGAUCAUAUGCCAGGACUCCUUCGUGAUUGGAAUGAAGAGCUUCAGACUACUUUCGAGAUGACCCGUAAAUCCAUUUCUGAGCGAGUAAUCCGUGAUCGAAGUUAUUACAAAAUUCAUGCUGAUUACGUAAAUGCUGCUGCGAGAGGUGUUCAAUCUAUUCUUGAUGGAAAUAUAUUGGCUAUAAACCCAGGAGAGGACAAGAAAACUCAUAUGUACAUUUGGAACAAUAUCUUCUUCAGUCUCGGAUUUGACGUCAGAGAUCAUUAUAAGGAGCUUGGAGGAGACGCUGCUGCUUUUGCUGCUACAUCGACCGAUCUUCAAGGAGUGCGGGCAUUUGCAACUCUUGAUGAUCCAAAACUCAACACUCUAGGAAUGGCAAUUUUCGAUUAUCGAGGAUAUCGUGUGACUGCACAAUCCAUCAUACCAGGAAUUUUGGAACGCGAGCAAGAACAAUCUGUUGUGUAUGGAUCGAUAGACUUUGGAAAAACUGUCGUCUCUGAUGAAAAGUAUCACGAACUGCUCGAGGAUGCUGCUCACAAACUGAAAAUGCUGCCUCACACCGUUAUCAGCGAGAAAGACGGAGUUAAGGAAGAGUUGAAGCUUUAUACAAGCUACGAAGCUAAGGGAAUAAUUGGAAACGAUGGUAGAAAAUACGUUUUGGACCUUCUUCGUUCAAUGCCUCCAGAUGUUCAUUAUCUCGAUGACGCAGAGGUCUCUGAGGCCGCUAAAACACUGGGAUAUCCACGAAAAUUCCCGCACAAGCUUUCGGCUCUCCGCCGUGAACUAAUUGAUGCGUUCUGUGAGUCUAGAUUGGUCACUUUCAUCCAGUUAACUGCAAAGAAGAUCCGUGAUCUGAUUACCGAGUCAAAAGAGAAAAAUGAUGAAACUUUGAUUAAGCAAGCAGCCGAAGCAGAAACUGAACUAUCACUACUCUUUAUGGCCAUCAGCGAAGAUAAGGAGUUUGAAGCCAAAAACAAAGUCGUUCAAGAUGCUAUCAAGGAAGCUUGUGCAGUUGUUCAUUCUAUUUAUGAAGAUCGCUAUGUUAUGAAGUUCAAUCCGGAUUGUUUCUCAUCAAAUGUCAAACAUGCACCAACAGAGAACCUUGAACGACAACGCCGUGUUGUUGUGGAUGCCGCAGAUUUCCUCCUUACCCAGAAGAUUCCAGAGCUUGUUCAGAACUUGAAAGAUUGCGUUGUGCAACCAAUUGAUGGAGAUAAUCUUGCUGACAUUAUGCACAUCAAUGGUAUCAAUAUUCGCUAUUUAGGAGAAAUUGGAAAACGUCUUGAAAACAGCGUCUCAUUUGCUCGUCCACUUGUUCUUUCGGAUAUCGUUGCUAGAUCUGCAAAGCAUGUCAUCCGCAAGAUCAAUGUUCAAAUUACUGCUGAUCAACUCUCCGCAAGUACAUCUCACAUUCUCAACUGCCUAUUCUCUGUAGUUUUGGAUCCAAGCCCUAUUGCUGCGAACGUUGCGAAGAAAGCCAAUAAGAAGAACGGCAAGAAACGAGUUACAUCUGCCUGGUCUUCGUUAACCACAUCAGCACUUUGGAAUAGUAUCCGUGAAGAUUCUGCCAGCUAUUAUGGAUACCCGAUUGAGGCCGACUCCCUUGAAAAGUUCACCGAAUUGCAUGAUAUCCAAAAAACUGCUCUUUUCCGCCGCAUUUGCAAAGUCAUGGGAGUUCAGCUCGUAGCAAGAGAUUACCAAUUGGAUAACUCUACUGCAAAGAAAACAUCAAUUUUCGUUGAAGAUGACAUCAUCAACUUCUUCCCAAUCAUCAAGCAUCAUGAACCAUUCACUGCUGAUGCUAAGAAAAUGUUCAUUCGUGGACAACAAGCGAUGUCUAUUGGUGCCUCCCGAGAAGCUUACGAGUGUAUUGGCGAAUCACUAAAUCUCAUGACACUUGUCUAUGGUGUAAUGCAUCCAGAUAUGCCACAAUGUUUGAGAGCUCUUGCAAGAUUGUCCCACGUUCUUGGAGAAACUGGAGAUGCUUUGAACAACCAGCAUAAGGCAGCGGUCAUGAGCGAACGGUUGAUUGGAUUGGAUGCAGGAAAUACCAUUAUUGAAUAUAUCAAUUUGGCCCAUUUCGCAUUUGGAGCACUUCUCAUUCCUGGAUCUCUUCGUCCAUUGUACCGUGCGAGAUAUCUCAUGAAUCUCGUAUUUGGAGAGAAACAUCCUGUAAUGGCUCAAAUUGAUGCCAACAUUGGACUCAUUUUGUUCACUGUUCAAGAGUUCGACACAGCUUUGAAGUACUUGCAAUCGGCUGAUGCUAUCACAAAAACUAUUGGAGAACCGAGAAAGCUGAAGACUGGAUUGAUUUCCAAUUUGAUUGCCCGAACACAUGCGGCUCGUGGAGAUUUCCGAGCUGCUCUAGUUGCUGAAAAGGAAACAUUCGCUAUUUAUUCCGAACUCUAUGGACCAAAUCACCCAAGAGUCAACGAAUCGAGUGAAUAUCUUCGCACGCUUACUCAACAAGCUGUUACAUUCCAAAAGAAAAUGUUGAAACUUGACAAUAGUACAAACAUUACUGAAUUGUUCCAGGCUCAACCUCCAACAGUUACCUCUCUAUUUGAUACCUUAAACAUCAUCAACGGAAUACUGAUCAUUGGUGUUCCUGGAUUGUCUUCUCUCGGAAAACAGCAAAAUGGGACGACUGAAGAGAGCAAGACUACAGAUGUUGCUGCUCAGCUUGACAAUGAGACUCUCGAUUAGAAUUGAUUAGAUAUCACCCAAUUUUUUGGAAGUUGUUUAUCAAAUUUCAAAAAAUUUAGAAUUACUUGUUCGUUGAUUAUUUUAGUUUUUAAUAGUGUAUAGCAUAUAGAUCAGUUUUUGUUUCUUUUUGUUUUGUUUUUUUAGGUGUAGAUAUCAGUUUAGUAAAUAACUUUUUUUUUGUUAGAAAACCGUGACCGCAUUUUCGUUGCUUUUUUGAAAUAAUUAUAUGAGAUAAUUGCACCGUUUCUUUCUCUGAUAACCAAAAACAUUUGCUCAAUUCCAAAAAUCAGCCUGAAAUUUUCAAAUUUGCUCAGGAGCAUUUCCCUCAUUUCCCACAACUUAAUCAAUCACAUGUUCCCGUUUUCAUUGUCUUCUCCAUCUAUCUGUAACCCAUUUCCUUCAUACAUGUUAUGACUGUCGUUCUGACACGAGUGUCCAUCGAAAAACUAAUCAUUUAAAAAAUAUACAUCUCUGAUAAUCCGAGUACACUCCAUCUUUUGUUACACUGAUGCGUUUGUUCUCCUCGUUACCUGUUUUUUUGCCUUAGGAUUCAAAGCCUUGUAGUUUAGUAUGAAUUUUCGUUUUUUUUUAAAUUUUCCAAUCAACUGUUAUAAAAUGUUUAUUGUUUUGUUCUUUCUCCAAUAAUAAAAUCUGAAAAUCU
Molecule: messenger RNA, 4405 nt
Organism: Caenorhabditis elegans
Lineage: Eukaryota; Metazoa; Nematoda; Chromadorea; Rhabditida; Rhabditidae
Gene: clu-1
Product: Clustered mitochondria protein homolog
Exons: 7
Coding region: 1-3744 (1247 amino acids)
Biological process (GO): mitochondrion localization; mitochondrion organization
Cellular component (GO): cytoplasm
Source: RefSeq, marked reviewed